AUGAAAAAUAAAAAUAAAUAUGACUACCUGCUCAAGUUGUUACUUGUUGGAGAUUCCAGCGUGGGCAAAAGCAGCAUCCUGUGCAGAUACUCCGACAAUCAGUUUGAAGAAAAGGUCCUCUCAACCAUAGGCAUCGACUUCAAAGUGAAGUAUCUCAAAAUAGACAACAAAACGAUAAAGGUGGGAAUUUGGGACACGGCCGGGCAGGAGAGAUUCCGGACGCUGACCUCUGCCUAUUAUAGAAACGCGCACGCGAUUAUUCUGGUGUACGACUGCACCGUGAGAGAGUCCUUCGAAAACCUGGACGUGUGGAUUCACGAAAUCGAUAAGUAUUCAACAAACAAAAAUGCUAUCAAGAUGUUGGUGGCGAAUAAGAUUGACAAACCGAACCACGAAGUGACGAAGGAUGAAGGGAAAAACUUCGCAUUCGAAAACAAUAUGUUGUUUUGUGAGACGAGUGCGAAGAAUGAUAUCAACAUAACGUACUGCUUUGAGGAGCUCAUUCAGCAGAUCUUAAAUAAUCCCUCUUUGCUGGAACUCAGUAUUGUCACCAAAAAUUUGAAGCUCAGCAAGAAGGAGGAAAGUCGAGCCAAUUGUGUUUGUUAG
Plasmodium inui San Antonio 1 is the source of this 606-nucleotide messenger RNA. Its product is annotated as rab family, other. The transcript is spliced from 4 exons. Gene Ontology annotation, molecular function: GTP binding; GTPase activity. The record is from RefSeq and is a predicted model, not a curated record. Lineage: Eukaryota; Apicomplexa; Aconoidasida; Haemosporida; Plasmodiidae. The coding region runs from base 1 to 606 and encodes 201 amino acids.